GACCAAACGAAAGAAUAACGAACAAGAAAAGAGGACAACAAAUAAAACCGAAGGAAGGAAGGAAGGAACCAGAAGGGGAGGGGGCGGAAAUACCAAAUCUAUGCUUGGACCUGGGCUUCUUUCUCGCCAAUGCAAAAGGGAAUAUGCAGCACAUUUUUGCCUUCUUCUGCACCAGUUUCCUAGGGGCAGUGUUGGGGGUCAAUUUCCCCAGCAACAUCCAGAUAGGGGGAUUAUUUCCUACUCAACAGUCCCAGGAACAUGCAGCUUUUAUGUUUGCAUUGUCUCAGUUCACAGAGCCCCCCAAGCUGGCUCCCCAGAUCGAUAUUGUGAAUAUUAGUGACAGCUUUGAAAUGACGUACACCUUCUGUUCACAGUUCUCCAAGGGUGUCUAUGCUAUCUUUGGCUUUUAUGAGAGGAGGACUGUCAACAUGCUCACAUCCUUCUGCGGGGCACUCCACGUCUGUUUCGUAACACCCAGCUUCCCUGUUGACACAUCCAACCAAUUUGUUCUUCAGCUGCGCCCAGAACUACAGGAUGCCCUCAUCAGUGUUAUAGAAUAUUACAAGUGCCAGAAAUUUAUGUACAUUUAUGAUGCUGACCGGGGUCUGUCAGUGCUUCAAAAAGUGCUGGAUACGGCUGCAGAGAAGAACUGGCAGGUGACUGCUGUUAAUAUAAUGACAACAACAGAAGAGGACUACAGGUCACUCUUCCAGAAUCUGGAGAAGAAGAAAGAACGGGUUGUGGUGGUGGACUGUGAAUCGGAGCGACUAAAUGCCAUCCUGGGCAAGAUCAUAAAGCUCGGAAAAAAUGGGAUUGGAUACCACUAUAUCCUUGCAACUUUGGGCUUCAUGGACAUUGACCUGGGGAAAUUCAAGGAAAGUGGAGCAAAUGUGACUGGAUUCCAACUGGUGAAUUACACAGACACAAUCCCGGCUAGAAUUAUGCAACAAUGGAAGAGCAACGAUGCCAGGGAACAACCCCGGGUUGACUGGAAGAGGCCAAAGUACACAUCUGCUCUUACGUACGAUGGGGUUCGGGUAAUGGCAGAAGCUUUUCAGAGUCUCAGGAAACAGAGAAUUGACAUCUCGCGCCGUGGGAAUGCUGGGGAUUGCCUGGCAAAUCCGGCUGUUCCGUGGGGACAAGGGAUUGAUAUCCAGAGAGCUCUGCAACAGGUACGCUUUGAAGGAUUGACGGGUAAUGUCCAGUUUAAUGAGAAAGGACAUCGGACUAAUUAUACCCUUCAUGUGAUUGAAAUGAAACAUGAUGGGAUCAGAAAGAUUGGCUAUUGGAAUGAAGAUGAAAAAUUCGUCCCAACAGUCACAGAUCAACAAGGCGCAAAUGAAACCACAACUCUCCAGAACAGGACCUACAUUGUUACAACUAUUCUAGAAGCCCCAUAUGUGAUGCAGAAGAAGACCAAUGAACCAUUGGAAGGAAAUCUCAGGUAUGAAGGAUAUUGUGUCGAGUUGGCUGCUGAGAUUGCAAAACACGUUGGCUACAACUACAGCCUGCAGAUUGUUGCUGAUGGAAAGUAUGGCGCCCGUGAUCCCGAGAGUAAAUUAUGGAAUGGCAUGGUUGGGGAGCUAGUCUAUGGAAGAGCUGAUGUCGCUGUUGCGCCAUUAACCAUCACUCUCGUGCGAGAGGAAGUCAUAGACUUUUCCAAACCAUUUAUGAGCCUGGGCAUAUCUAUCAUGAUUAAAAAACCACAAAAGUCGAAGCCAGGGGUCUUCUCCUUCCUGGAUCCCUUAGCUUAUGAGAUUUGGAUGUGCAUUGUUUUUGCCUACAUUGGAGUAAGUGUUGUCCUCUUUCUGGUUAGUCGCUUCAGCCCUUAUGAGUGGCAUAACGAGGAGCUAGAGGAAGGACGUGACCAGCCUGCCAAUGACCAAACAAAUGAAUUUGGGAUUUUUAACAGUCUCUGGUUUUCCUUGGGAGCUUUUAUGCAGCAAGGAUGUGAUAUAUCUCCAAGAUCCCUGUCUGGACGUAUUGUUGGCGGAGUGUGGUGGUUUUUCACCUUGAUCAUCAUCUCUUCUUACACAGCCAACCUAGCUGCCUUCUUGACAGUGGAGAGGAUGGUGUCUCCCAUAGAGAGUGCAGAAGACCUGGCCAAGCAAACAGAGAUUGCUUAUGGGACUCUGGAUGCUGGUUCCACUAAAGAAUUCUUUCGGAGAUCUAAAAUAGCGGUUUUUGAGAAGAUGUGGACGUACAUGAAGUCAGCUGAGCCCUCUGUUUUCGUGCCGACAACAGAAGAGGGGAUGAAGCGUGUGAGGAGAUCCAAAGGGAAGUAUGCCUACCUGCUAGAGUCCACCAUGAAUGAGUACAUUGAGCAGAGAAAGCCAUGUGACACCAUGAAGGUGGGAGGUAACUUGGAUUCCAAAGGCUAUGGCAUUGCAACGCCAAAAGGUUCGCCACUGAGAGGUCCCGUAAACCUAGCGGUUUUGAAACUCAGUGAGCAAGGCGUCUUAGACAAGCUGAAAAGCAAAUGGUGGUACGAUAAAGGGGAGUGUGGAAGCAAAGACUCCGGAAGUAAGGAUAAAACAAGUGCUUUGAGUCUCAGCAAUGUGGCCGGAGUUUUCUACAUCCUGAUCGGAGGGCUUGGUCUAGCCAUGCUGGUUGCCUUAAUCGAGUUUUGUUACAAGUCCAGAAGUGAAUCAAAACGGAUGAAGGGUUUUUGUUUGAUUCCACAGCAAUCAAUCAAUGAAGCCAUACGGACAUCAACCCUCCCCAGAGCAUCUGCAGCAGGAACCAGCAGUGGAGAAAACGGACGGGUGUAAACCAUAAGCAGGAGAAAGUACAACCUGUACUGCAAUAAGGAGAGGGCAACUGGACUGGACAGAAUCUGGAGACAUCCCUGAGUCCAUGGUUACAGGAACACUGAGGAAGACAGCGCCAUUUUGUUUUUAACUUGGUUGUUAAUAAGUUCUUAGUGUGUGCAAUAUAUAUUUUUCUUACUAAUUCCCGUGAUGUCAGGGUAAAUACCAGCCCUGCCCUGCUCAACAGUUCAAAAAUCAGGUUUAGUUUGGGAUGCAAACCAUAAAUGUCUGUGCUACUAACAGUGAAAGGAAAAACAAACAAUUCCUUUGAGACAAUAGGAUUCUGCUGUGUUUUAAAGCUGUUGCAACAAGGCUCAGUAGGCCAUUGAAAGAGUUCUCCAUUCCACUGUCAAAUGAAGGAUUUUUAGCACAGUUAAGAAGUCUAACAUGGAAAACAGAAAAAGGAAGACUUCUGAAACAGAGGCCAGUUGUGGUAUCUGGAUUUGGAAGAGCCCAGGUAUACAGAGGUCCAUGUGAUCUUUAUUCCAGAGUUGGCAAGUGGUUAUUUGAGUUGAAAGUGUUACCAGUGUGGGAACUAGAUCACUUUCCAGAAUAUGCUCUUACCAGGCUACCAUAUGGAUAAGUUAGCAGGCACCUAAAACCGACAGGUUUUCCUACAUAUGAUGGAAAACCAAGAAAAUGCAAUAUAUGUAUAUGUAUAUGUAUAUGUAUAUUACAUAUCCUCUUCUAAAGCAAAGAGGCGAUGAUCAGCCAUUCCUCAUUCCUGCACUUCCAUAAGGUUUCCUUUCUAUGGUGAUCUUUGAGUAGAGAACCAUUCAUCACCAGUUAAUCAGACAUCAGAGCAAUUUUGUAUGCAUCUGGCUUUUUGGUCUAUGAGGGCCAUACCUGAUGGACUUUUCAUGGAGUAACUAGGCCACAUUAAAGUUACUAUGACAAGGAAAUCAAUCAAUCAAUCAGUAUUUCACUGACCGUUACCAACAAGGAAGGGCAUUCACCUAGACACAGCCUUCCAUAAUAUUUGCUUGCAGCUGGCCUGAUUUAAAAAAAAAAAUAAAUACAAUGAGUUUCAGGAAUCAAGUCUUGGCCAGCAACAUCAUUUGCAGAAAAGCCAACGGAUAUGGUUUCCAUCUCAUCCAUCAUUAUGAGGGGAAUCGGAACAAUCAAACAGACCAGCUGGAACCCUGUUUGCUACUGAAAACUUGGUCCCUCAUCCAAUACUCAAGCUUGUGAUGAAACACUGAAACUCUCAGAACUGUCCAAAGCACAAAAGAGUGACUUGCUAGCAGUCUUUCCCCAGUCAUGUGCACAUUAGCAUCUACAUUUAAAUGAAAGUUUCAUUUGUAUGUGUGUGUGUAUGUGUGAUAUCACCACCAUAAACAGUAAAAUACUUUAGUAGAAUGGAAAAUGUUCCCUUGAAGAAAACGAUUGAAGUGGAGCAUCUCCUACUCCAUCAUAGAUCUGGAGGAAGCCCAAUCCUUCCCUUUCAGUUCCCACCCUCAUAUAUGCAUUUGCCCAUGACUGGAUGGCAACUCCAGACUUUACAAGGGGCUAAAACUUCCUCCAAGUGCCAGCACAAACCCAGCAGUAUAACAGAAACUUGCUGUAUCUAAUAUCUGAGAGCUGUGGGUACCUUCGUGUGUAAAUCAGGAGACUGUGACGUAAAACGGAGACAAGCCGAUGUGACUCGAGCGCAGCACAGGCUACCGAUGGAAACGGCUUUGUUGUGGGCACCACUCUGCAAUGUAGCAUGUGUUUUUUACAAGUGCAACUGGCAACUGGCUCUAAAACCAAUAAAUGUUCACCCAUGACUUGCUGUGCUUAUAAAAUGUCAACAACUAUCUCAGACUGAUCUCUAGAAACUGAUGUUAACACUCAAGGUGAUGUCGUUCCACCCGUUUCCUCCACUCAUCUUAAGAUGGCACCUGCAUAAGACUGGCGACACAGAAACUUCAGCUCCCCUGAGGAGGGCACAGCAUGCCUAGUGCCUAUUUGUUUGCUCUCAGUGCCAGUGGAAGCCUGUCUGUUUUCAUCAUCCACCCAGCUGUCUGUCAAGACUUGGAUCUCAGCCUCUGAUAAUAAUCUUCAAGGUCUUGUUCUCGGUGUGUGAUGAUGAUGAUGAUGAUCUUUAUUUUAUGUCUGCCGUUGAUUACAUUUUGAGUUUAGCUCUGUGUAUGUGUAUAUGGUGUGCAGGGCACAAAAAACUAAGCCUGCAUUUUUCUUUCUGUUAAGAGAUCUUUGGGUGUCCAAGAAGACCUGAUAUUUCUUUCCAUCCCAAGAAUUUUCAGAGCUCCUGCAACUAUUUUCCACCUUAAAAGGCAAUGGAAGCAGAGUGCAAGGAUUUUCUUCUGUGCGGAACAAAACAAUGCCCUAUAAAACUUUUAAAAACUCUGU
Molecule: messenger RNA, 5162 nt
Organism: Varanus komodoensis (Komodo dragon)
Lineage: Eukaryota; Metazoa; Chordata; Lepidosauria; Squamata; Varanidae
Gene: GRIA1
Product: glutamate ionotropic receptor AMPA type subunit 1
Exons: 17
Coding region: 144-2771 (875 amino acids)
Biological process (GO): monoatomic ion transport; synaptic transmission, glutamatergic; modulation of chemical synaptic transmission
Cellular component (GO): AMPA glutamate receptor complex; dendritic spine; postsynaptic membrane
Molecular function (GO): transmitter-gated monoatomic ion channel activity involved in regulation of postsynaptic membrane potential; AMPA glutamate receptor activity
Source: RefSeq, a predicted model, not a curated record